This is a messenger RNA of Cucurbitaria berberidis CBS 394.84, 979 nucleotides long. Its product is annotated as alpha/beta-hydrolase. The record is from RefSeq and is a predicted model, not a curated record. Bases 185 to 979 code for a protein of 264 amino acids. The transcript is spliced from 2 exons. NCBI's taxonomy places the organism in Eukaryota, Fungi, Ascomycota, Dothideomycetes, Pleosporales, Cucurbitariaceae.
CCCCUCGUAUCGGCGUUGAAGUUCUGAGUCGCCAAACCGCUCCUGCCAUCUCCCACGAGCUUAUUCAGCGCAAGUGACAUCAGCGCGUCUACAGUCUCCGACCGUUCUCCGUUCGGAACGGCUCCACGCUUAUACUCCAGAGCUCUCCACGCACAACUCUCGCCGUCAACUAGUUUCAUCCACAAUGCCAUUCUUGCGACUCGGGUAUAAACAAAUCCACUAUGCGGAUCUUCGUCCGGACAAGGAGGUCAAGGAGACGUUAAUCUUCAUGCACGGUCUUGGAUCUUCAGGAGGGUAUUACUAUGCCGUAACCCAAGGGUUGCUCGCACACGGUUUCCGAUGCAUAAUCUUCGAUAAUACGGGCGCAGGUCAAUCACCAUAUACCUUUGUGGAGCAAAGUAUUGAGACUCUGGGAGAUGACAUCAUUGGCAUCUUGGACGCGUUGGAGGUGUCUAAGGCUGUCGUUGUUGGGCAUAGUAUGGGCGGCAUUGUCGGCGCACACCUCGCCGCAGAACGAAACGAUCGGAUUGUGGCUGCUAUUUUGAUAGGACCCGUAUACCCAAACGCAAAUAUGGUCCCUAUAUUCGAGAAGCGUAUAGAGACCGUCGAAAAGAACGGCAUGCAACUGAUGGCGGAUACCAUUCCGCAUGCUGCUGUCGGCAACAAAGCUUCACCUCUAGCCAAGGCAUUUAUUCGCGAGCUGCUGCUUGGGCAAGAUCCUGCCGGAUAUGUCUCCAACUGCCGCGUUAUUGUGAAUGCGAAGCCACCAAACUACAGCAAGAUCAACAUCCCAGUUCUCAUUUUGGCAGGAGAAGACGAUAAGAGUGCGCCACUCGAAGGCUGCACGAAAAUGUUCGAGGAGAUCGGAACGAGUGAGAAGAAGUUGGAAAUCAUGCCAGGCGUGGGUCACUGGCACUGCCUCGAGGCGGUGGACGAAGUCGUGCAACUAAUCCAGGCAUUUUAUCACGAGAUUCAAUAA